Messenger RNA from Castor canadensis (American beaver), 2132 nucleotides. The record is from RefSeq and is a predicted model, not a curated record. Lineage: Eukaryota; Metazoa; Chordata; Mammalia; Rodentia; Castoridae.
CCUGGAAAAGGAGGAGCAAGAGAGGGACAGAAGUGGGAUCUAGUGGGUGGGCUGUGCUCCCCCUGUUGAGGGUUGCGGGCAGCAAAGCCCAAUGGGUCAGAAAAGCCACAAGGACUCCUUUUACCCUUGUGAGGGGACUCCUGUGAGCAACCUCCAUGAGGCCCUGGACCAGUGCAUGGCAGCCCUGGACCUGUUCCUCACCAACCAGUUCUCAGAAGCACUCAGCUACCUCAAGCCCAGAACCAAGGAGAGCAUGUACCACUCACUGACUUAUGCCACUAUCCUGGAGAUGCAGGCCAUGAUGACCUUCGACCCACAGGACAUCCUCCUUGCCGGCAACAUGAUGAAGGAAGCGCAGUCUCUGUGUCAGAGGUACCGGAGGAAGUCUUCUAUGACAGACUCCUUAAGCAGCCUGGUGUACCGCCCCACUCUGGAACAAUUCACAGAAGAGGAAAUCCAUGCUGAGGUCUGCUAUGCAGAGUGCCUGCUGCAGAGAGCGGCUCUGACCUUCCUGCAGGACGAGAACAUGGUGAGCUUCAUCAAGGGUGGCAUCAAAGUUCGAAACAGCUACCAGACCUACAAGGAGCUGGACAGCCUUGUCCAGUCUUCACAGUACUGUAAAGGAGAGAGCUACAGGCACUUUGAAGGAGGAGUAAAACUUGGUGUGGGAGCCUUCAACCUGACUCUGUCCAUGCUUCCUACUAGGAUCCUGCGGUUGCUGGAGUUUGUGGGGUUUUCAGGAAACAAGGACUAUGGGCUGUUGCAGCUGGAGGAGGGCGCGUCGGGGCGCAGCUUCCGGGCCGUGCUCUGUGUCAUGCUGCUGCUCUGCUACCAUACCUUCCUCACCUUUGUGCUCGGUACUGGGAAUGUCAACAUUGAGGAGGCAGAGAAGCUGCUGAAGCCCUACCUGCACCGAUACCCCAAGGGUGCCAUCUUCCUGUUCUUUGCGGGGCGGAUUGAAGCCAUUAAAGGCAACAUUGAUGCAGCCAUCCGUCGGUUCGAGGAGUGCUGUGAGGCCCAGCAGCACUGGAAGCAGUUCCAUCACAUGUGCUACUGGGAGCUGAUGUGGUGCUUCACCUACAAGGGCCAGUGGAAGAUGGCCUAUUUCUACGCUGACCUGCUCAGCAAGGAGAACUCCUGGUCCAAGGCCACCUACAUCUACAUGAAGGCCGCCUAUCUCAGCAUGUUUGGGAAGGAGGACUACAAGCCAUUCGGGGAUGAUGAAGUGGAGUUAUUUAGAGCCGUGCCAAGCCUGAAACUCAAGAUUGCUGGGAAAUCUCUACCCACGGAGAAGUUUGCCAUCCGGAAGUCUAGGCGCUACCUCUCCCCCAACCCUGUCUCGUUGCCAAUCCCCGCUCUGGAAAUGAUGUACAUCUGGAAUGGUUACGCUGUGAUUGGGAAGCAGCCGGAACUCACGGAUGGGAUGCUUGAGGUUAUCAUCAAGGCUGAAGAGAUGCUGGCAAAGGGCCCAGAGAAUGAGUACUCAGUGGAUGACGAGUGCUUGGUGAAGCUGUUGAAAGGCCUGUGCCUCAAAUACCUGGGCCGGGUCCAGGAGGCUGAGGAGAAUUUCAGGAGCAUCUGUGCCAAUGAAAAGAAGAUUAAAUAUGACCACUACUUGAUCCCAAAUGCCCUACUGGAGCUGGCUUUGCUGUUUAUGGAGCAAGGCAGAAACGAUGAGGCCAUUAAACUUCUGGAAUCAGCCAAGCAAAACUACAAGAAUUACUCCAUGGAGUCAAGAACACAUUUUCGAAUCCAGGCAGCCACACUCCAAGCCAAGUCUUCCUUAGAGAAUGGCAACAGAUCCAUAGUCUCAUCAGUGUCCUUAUAGCUUUGUGCAGCACUCCCAGACUGGAAGACAAACAGAGACAGCAGGACAGAGCUCCUAGAAACAUUUCAAAAGAACCCCCCCUGCCCUGCCCUUUGGGGUCCACCGGCGCUCCAGUGGGAAGAAUAUCUGUGCAGAAGCAAAGCUGGCAUUUUCACCAGUGUCCAUGGGUCUUUGCCAAGGACAGAGCAGGUGGAGCCCUCUGCCUGUCCUAUCACACAUACGGGUACUUGUUUUUCACUGUGCUGUUUAAGACAAUGUAUGAACAGUUUUUCCUUAGAAAUACAUUGAUGGGACUAACAACUAA